Messenger RNA from Sphenostylis stenocarpa, 4326 nucleotides. The record is from the annotation of a GenBank genome assembly. Lineage: Eukaryota; Viridiplantae; Streptophyta; Magnoliopsida; Fabales; Fabaceae.
AUGAUGGUGAAUGAUGGUGAUUUUGCGUAUGAUGUAUUUAUCAGUUUCAAGGGCGAAAACGGGACUCGCUAUGCAUUCACCGAUCAUCUCUACCGAGCUUUUCUCCGUCAUGGAAUCAACGCCUUCAGAGAUGAUCAGAGUCUCCGGAGCGGGGAUGAAAUCCGUCCUUCUCUUCUUGAGGCAAUCGAAGCUUCCAGAAUCUCUUUGGUCGUGCUCUGUCAAAACUAUGCAUCUUCCUCGUGGUGCCUUGACGAACUGGCCAAGAUCAUUCACUGUUACGAAAACAAAGGAAAACAUGUCGUCGCAAUUUUUUAUUUGGUGGAACCUUCGGAUGUACGGUACCAAAAGAACAGUUACGCAACUGCCAUGAUUAAACACGAAAACAGAUACGGAAAAGACUCGGAGAAGGUUAAAGCAUGGCGAUCAGCUUUGUCCAGAGUAUGCGACCUAUGCGGAAUACACUACAGGAACCAUAUGUAUGAAACUGAGGUUAUUGAGAAGAUUGUGAAAGACACCUCAACUAAACUACCUCCCAUGCCUUUACAAACCAAGCACCUUGUUGGACUUGUUUCUCGUUUUGAACGAGUGAAAUCUCUAAUAGAUAUUGAUUCUAGUGAUGCCGUUUCCAUGCUGGGGAUCUAUGGAGUUGGCGGAAUAGGCAAAACCACAUUUGCUGUGGAUCUGUAUAACAAGAUCAGGCAUCAUUUUGAAGCUGCAAGCUUUCUGGCUAAUGUCAGAGAAAAAUCAAAUAAAAGCAUUGAAGGCCUGGAAGAUCUUCAAAGGACACUUCUGUCUGAGAUGGGUGAAGAGACAGAAACCAUUAUUGGCAGUAUAUUUAAAGGAAGCUCUGAAAUAAAGCGCAGGCUUGGACAUAAAAGAGUUCUUCUCGUUGUGGAUGAUGUUGAUUCUGUAAAACAAUUGGAAGCAUUAGCUGGAGGAUAUGAUUGGUUUGGUCCUGGUAGCAGAAUCGUUAUAACAACAAGAGAUAAAGAUGUUCUACAUAAGCAUGAUGUUGAAAUUAAAAGAUAUGAAAUGGAGGAGUUAAAUUAUCAUGAAUCUCUUGAACUCUUUUGUUGGUAUGCCUUUAAUAGGAGCAGACCGGCAGAAAACCUUGCAAACAUCUCUACUCGUGCAGUAAGGUAUGCAAAGGGUAUUCCAUUGGCAUUAAGAGUAAUAGGCUCAAAUUUGAAGGGUAGAAGUCCUGAGGAAUGGGAAAUUGAAUUGCAGAAAUAUAGGAAGGUUCCAGAUGCGGAGAUUCAAGGUGUACUGGAAAUAAGCUAUGAAAGCCUAUCAAACUUGGACCGGAAAAUUUUCCUGGACAUUGCUUGUUUCUUCAAAGGUGAAAGGUGGGAUUAUGUUAAAAGGAUAUUAGAUGCUUCAGAUUUCUACCCGGAUAUACAAGUAUUUGUUAGUAAAUGUCUCAUAACUGUUGAUGAAUAUGGUUGCUUAGAAAUGCAUGAUCUAAUACAAGAUAUUGGUAGAGAGAUUGUUCGGAAGGAAUCGCCAUCAAACCCUGGUUGCCGCAGUAGAUUAUGGUCUCAUAAAGAAGUUCAUGAAGUGCUUAGAGAAAACUCAGGAAGUGAUACAGUUGAAGGAAUAAUGCUUCAUCCCCCAAAACAAGAAAAAAUUGAUUAUUGGAGUAUGACAGCCUUCAAGAAGAUGAAGAACCUCAGAAUUUUGAUUAUUCGCAAUGCAAUAUUUUCGUCUGGUCCUAGUUAUCUGCCAAAUAGUUUACGACUACUCGAUUGGAAGGGGUACCCAUCAAAGUCAUUUCCGCAAAACUUUUAUCCCCACAGAAUUGUUGACUUCAAGUUACCUCAUAGUUCUCUGAUAUUGAAAAAUCCAUUUCAGAGAUUUGAGGAUUUGACAUUCAUCAAUCUUUCCCAUUGUCAAUUCAUAACUCAAAUUCCUGACCUUUCUGGAGCUAAAAGCUUAAAGGUAUUUACACUUGAUAAAUGCCAUAAACUGCUAAGGUUGGAUAAAUCCAUUGGGUUUAUGCCUAACCUUGUGUAUUUAAGUGCUUCAGAGUGCACUCUGCUCACAAGUUUUGUGCCAAAAAUGUAUUUACCCUCUCUCGAAGUGCUUUCAUUUAACUUUUGCAGAAGACUUGAACACUUCCCACUUGUAAUGGAAAAAAUGGAUAAGCCAUUGAAGAUAUACAUGAUGGAUACUGGCAUUAAAGAGAUUCCGAAAUCCAUUGGUAACCUCACUGGGCUUGAGCAUAUAGACAUGUCAGUUUGCAAAGGGCUUAAAAAUCUACCAAGUAGCUUCUUUUUGCUUCCAAAACUUGUCACUUUAAAAGUUGAUGAAUGCUCUCAACUUGGAGAAUCAUUUCAAAGGUUCCAAGAGAGCCGCCAUUCAGUGGCAAAUGGCAGUCCAAAUUUAGUGACACUUCAUUUUUGUGAGGCUAAUCUAUCAUAUGAAGAUCUUUGUGCCAUUCUUGAAAUUUUUCCAAAAUUGGAAAACUUGAAUGUAUCACACAACGGAUUUGUAGCCCUACCAAACAGCAUCAGAGGAUCUUCUCACUUGAAAAGUCUUGAUGUGAGUUUCUGCAGGAAUCUUAAGGAAAUUCCAGAACUUCCCUUAAGUAUUCAGAAAGUAGAUGCAAGACACUGUCAGUCCUUAACUUCAGAGGCAUCAAGCAUGCUAUGGUCUAAGGUCUCAACAGAGAUCCAAAGAAUACAAGUUGUGAUGCCGAUGCUAAAAGGGGAAAUACCUGAAUGGUUUGACUGCAUUGGCACUAAAGAGAUUCCACAUUUCUCGGCUCGCAGAAAGUUUCCCAUUGUUGCUUUAGCAUUAGUUUUCCAGGAACCGAAAGAGACACUGUCUGUUAUAGAAGAGGCUUUCCAAUCUGCUUUAGAAUCGUUCACUGGAUUUGUGAAUUGCCACACUGUUAGUCUCCACUUGUUUAUUGACGGAAGAGAAAUAUGUGGUAGAGAUUAUCACUAUUUCAACGUUGGGGAAGAUCAUGUAUUAUUUUGUGAUCUACGAGUCCUGUUCAGUGAUGGAGAGUGGCUGGGCCUUGACGCAAGUCUUGAAGAUGAUUGGAAGGCCAUUCAGGUUCAAUAUGAAUCAGACCUGAUUCUCAGUCGGUGGGGAGUUUAUGUGUACGAGCAAGAAACAAAUAUGGAUGACAUCCAGUUCAGGUUUCCCACUCCUAGAUCUACUAGAAACCACAUGCCAUCGUCACUUUUGGUCCCAAAAGUUUCUCCAAAGCAGAAAAUGAAGCAUAUGCUGGAUAGUUUUGAUCCACGAGACUUGUUUAACAAGAACCUGUCUCUAUUGGAGUCAGAAGAGGGUCCAAUAAGGUCUGGAAAAGUACUUUUGAGGACCUGGAGGAAUGCUAAGGCUGAGAUUAGAGAGGCAGCUUCAGUUUCGGUCUACGGAGCAAGUUUAAAACAAGAACAUGAAGAGUCUGUUGAGGAGGUGAUACAGGUUUUAGAGAUGAUAAAGGAGAACGUACCCAAACGCUUUUCUGAUUCAAACCCUGAAGAAAUGCAAUUUUUUGGUGGAUUUGUAGAAAGAUUAUUGAGGGCACGGGUAGAAUUAAUGAAGGAAAACGGGUUGGACAUGGGUAUGCCAAUUCUUCUAGAGUACACUGAAGUAGGAGGCUCUAAAUGUCGACGCUUUUGGGGAGUGAUGGAGUUAAAAGUGGGAGAUCCAUUUUACAAAGCAGUGUUGAGGAAGUACAACCAGCUUUCAUGGGAAUUUUCGACCAGCAACGAAGCCUCAAGGUCUGGAUCGUGGUUAGAAAACUUGAGAGUGACCAUUGUUUUAUUGGAAUGCCUGGGUCCGGCCAUAGAGGAAGCUUCAGGCUUUGCCUAUGAGGAAUCCUUGGAGGAAGGAUACUACGAUCCUGAAUUAGAAGAGUUAAUGAGGCGGAUAGAGCAAGAUGCUAUGGGGUUUAAUAAAUCUUACGGCAAAAUGAAGGCAUCUAUUGUUCGAACCGAUGAAUCAGUUUCUCCAAAGUAUUUAUUGGAGACAUUAAUCUUCAGAAGACUAAUGAUACUGGGAAAAUUGUCAAUGUUUGGAUCUGCAACCAAGUUCAAGAUAACACCUUAUGGGAAGAUAAGGGUUGAGGACGAUCCAUUCCGAACUCUGAAGACAUGCUUCUGGAGUUUGAUCUUGGUUCUUUAUGUUCUUUUCUUCAUAAUCAUAUGUUUAUUUUGUUUGAUAGGAUUCGUGGGGCUUUUGAUUUGUAGGAUACCAAUAAUAAGAAAAAUAUUUGUGUGUGGUUGGUGGCUUCUCAUGCAAAUUCUUGUGUCUUGCAAAUACUUGUAUCAUAGUGUGGGUAAGAUUAUGAAAAUAAAGAGGAAGGAAUUGUAG